AUGGCCGAUCAAGAUCCUCAAUCUCAGAACCCGGAGUCAGCAUCUACUCCCACCAAGCAAAAGCGCACUCCCCCCAAGCUAGGCAAGAAGUCUCCAGCUAAGCAAGAACAAACCCCGCCUGCAUCAGAGCAAGAACACGAAGACGACAAAGAAGAGUCCAAAGAAGAAGGCACUGAGAAACAGGAAGAGCAAAAGCAAGAACCUGAACCUCACAAGCAAGAGCCCGAUUCAGACGAAGAAAACAACGAUCAGAAAGAAGAAGAGCCUGCACCUGAACCUGCUCCGGAACCUCAGCCAGAGCCUCAGCCAGAACGUCCUCGUCGUAGACGUCCCCGCCCUAAACAAGAAUCAGACGUCGAGUCCGUUCCACGUAACGAUAUGUCGGACGCCCAACCGCAGCAGCGCCAGCGCACCCGUCGCUCACGCCAGCCGCAACAGCAGCAAGGUGGUGGUCCCCUCGACAGCCUCGGUGGCGGCGGCGUCGACCAAGCCGGUCAGCUAGUCCAGAACACGGCUGGCAAUGCUCUAAAUGGUGUGACAGGGUCAGCCGGCAAGGCCGUCGGCGGUGUCCUUGGUGGAGGCCAGAAAGAACAGAAAGACGACGGUGGCAAGGACGAGCAGCUGCGUCUGCGACUGGACCUCAAUCUGGAUAUUGAGAUUCAACUGAAGGCGAAGAUCCACGGUGAUUUAACCAUUGGAUUAUUGAAUUGAUCUGUCUUGACUAUAGCUCCUAGAGAA
This is a messenger RNA of Penicillium pulvis, 738 nucleotides long. RefSeq lists its product as uncharacterized. Bases 1 to 711 code for a protein of 236 amino acids. The transcript has 2 exons. NCBI's taxonomy places the organism in Eukaryota, Fungi, Ascomycota, Eurotiomycetes, Eurotiales, Aspergillaceae. The record is from RefSeq and is a predicted model, not a curated record.